AUGAGUGGGAAUAGUAAGAAGAAACUGUUGCUUAUGGGCCGUUCAGGUUCAGGGAAAUCAUCAAUGAGAUCAAUAAUCUUUAGUAAUUAUUCAGCAUUUGAUACACGUCGUCUUGGUGCCACGAUAGAUGUUGAGCAUUCACAUCUUCGGUUCUUGGGGAACAUGACAUUGAAUCUUUGGGAUUGUGGUGGUCAAGAUGUUUUCAUGGAUAAUUAUUUUACAAAUCAAAAAGAUCAUAUUUUCAAAAUGGUUGAAGUUUUAAUCCAUGUUUUCGAUGUGGAGAGUAAAGAAGUUAGUAAAGAUAUUGAUGUUUUUGUUAAAUCUUUAAAACAGUUGAAGCAAUUUUCUCCAAAUGCUAAAAUAUUUGUCUUGCUACACAAGAUGGAUUUAGUACAGAUUGAUCGUCGUGAAGAAUUAUUUGAUAUAAUGAUGAAUAAAUUGAAGGAAACUUCUAAAGUUUAUGGAUUUGAUAUAGUGGGGUUCCCAACAAGUAUUUGGGAUGAAAGUUUAUAUAAGGCUUGGAGUUCAAUUGUUUGUUCAUUAAUUCCAAAUAUGAAUCAAUAUGAAGAGAAUUUAACAAAUUUACAAAAAAUAAUAGAGGCACAAGAGAUAAUAUUGUUUGAAAAGACAACUUUCUUGGUUAUAUGUUCUUCAAAUAGUGGACAAUUGAUUAGUUCAACAAAUAAUAAUUUUGAAAAAUUGGAUCCAAAGAGAUAUGAAAAAAUUUCAAAUAUAAUGAAGAAUUUCAAACAAAGUUCUACAAAAUUGAAAUCUCAAUUCCAUCAAUUGAAUUUAAACAAUAAUUUAUUCAUAAUGGAGUUGAGUUCAAAUCUAAUGAUUUUCGUUGUUUUACCAUUUGAUGCUAAUAAUAAUUCAGGAUUGAUACAAGAGAAUAUCAAGCAUGCAAAGAAGUACUUCCAGUGA
Messenger RNA from Hansenula anomala, 924 nucleotides. It is a transcript of the gene GTR1, whose product is annotated as Rag GTPase GTR1. Gene Ontology annotation, biological process: cellular response to amino acid stimulus; cellular response to starvation; positive regulation of TOR signaling. Bases 1 to 924 code for a protein of 307 amino acids. NCBI's taxonomy places the organism in Eukaryota, Fungi, Ascomycota, Saccharomycetes, Phaffomycetales, Wickerhamomycetaceae. Gene Ontology annotation, cellular component: fungal-type vacuole membrane; nucleus; Gtr1-Gtr2 GTPase complex. The transcript has 2 exons. Gene Ontology annotation, molecular function: GTP binding; GTPase activity. The record is from RefSeq and is a predicted model, not a curated record.